GUUCUUGUUGCUACUUGUCUUUGUACUUCUCUAUCAAGAGCUCAGAUGUCAAGUACUGAGCUAAUUUUCUUGAUUAUUCCAUUACUGAAUAGUGAUUAUAUCUGGGCAAGCCAAAAAAUGUCACUUUGCCUCCAAUGUGAAAACAAACCAAGUGUGAACACAUUCAGUCUCAUGCUGGUGGCUGCUGCUCAAAGUCAACUAUUUUCUUUAGCCGACUACACACUUUGGUAUUGGACCAAACCCACCUUUUUAGGGAAUAUAUUAUUCCUAAUAUACCCAAUUUUGAUAUUGCUUCCUUCUUCUUUCUCUUACUCUGCAGCAUUCAUGGUGCUUUUGCUUCUGAGCUGUGGAGAAUGAAUCAAUGGAGUUUCUAUGGGAAUUUUUCACACAGAUGAACUUUUUGUCUUCUUCUGCUCUAAAGGAUAAACCUUUGUAGAGUCUAUAAGAUGGAUUGGUUGAGAACAAAAACAAUCGGAGCCAAGACACGCCAGAGAAAUGUCAAGGAGAAUGGUGCGGUUGUUCUGAAACAGCUGAUUGAAUGUUGUGAUGCAAAAUGCAAUCCUAUCAAGAACUUUUCUUACGGUCAGAUCAUCAAAGCAACAGAUAACUUCUGCCAAAGUAACCGUGCUUCCCGGAUUGAUGUUUAUUACCGUUGCUAUAAAGGCAUGCUCGAUGACCGUCUAGUACUCAUCAAGAAAGGUAAAUACACACUUGAUAUGAAAGAGAUAUGUCGCGACAUAGCGAUCUCAUCGAUGGUGAGUGGUCAUAAGAACUUCCUUAAGUUGUUGGGAUGUUGUCUUGAGUUCACUCCUCCUGUCUUAGUUUUUGAGUAUGCAGAGAUUAUAACUCUUGGUCCACUGCUUGCAUCUCAUCCUGGAAAUCUGAGGAGGAUAAAGAUAGCAAGAGAGGUUGCAAACGCUUUGACUUACCUUCACACAGCAUUCUCAAGGGCUUUCAUCCAUUCAAAUCUAGAUCCUUUCACAAUUUUCUUAGAUGGAAAUGGGGUUACAAAGCUUGGGAACUUCUGCAACUGUAUCCCAAUCCCUGAGGGAGAGACAUUUGUUCAUGAUGAUACAUUGCAAAAAUACCAUGAGUUUAGGCACAAUACAUUAAAGGGAACACAUGGGCUUGGUGUAUGUAACUUACCUGUCAUUGAUCCGGAUUACAAGUCAACUGGAAAGGUCACGACAAAGACUGAUAUGCACAGCUUUGGAGCAUUCAUGCUAGCUCUUGUACAGAUAAAGGAAGUUGAUGAUGAGCUAUCCCUAUCUUCGGAUAUGCUGAGAGCAUUUUCUGACUUGUUCAUCAAACCUUAUGACGAUACUCGUUUCCCGCUUCACCAUCAUGUUACUAAGAUACUGAGAAAGUUUGGGUAUGCAGAGGUUGUAGAUUCAGAUAUGAGUGAUCCAGCUGCUUGGCCUGUUAAAGCCUUUCUUAGAUUAGCGUUGAGAUGCAUUGGAGGCAGCAACUUAGGAGACCCGUUGACUAGCAUGCUUCAAGUGGCUAAAGAGCUCAGGCUGAUUGAGAAAUCUACAAAUUGGAGUUGAGAUGUAUCGGAUGAGCCCCGUAUGAUGAAAUUUCACUCACUGAUCCUUUGUAACCAUAGUUCAAAGCCAGGAAAUACCAUUGUAACUUCAGUCUAACAUUCAGUAGAUAGCUAAUUUCUGAUACCUGCAGAUUGUUUAUCACUUUCACAAAGAGAGAUAGAUAAGGUCACAGAGAUUUUACACAAAAACAUAGAUAAUCACAAAGAUUUUACUAUAGAAACAUAGAUAAUCACAGAAUGACUUAUCCUUAUUUCUUUUUUAUGUUUCAGACUUGAAUGAUAGAGAAUCCGAGAUCUUUUUGUAACACUCUUUGUUGUUAUGAUCAUUUCUUCCAAAUGUCCA
Camelina sativa (false flax) is the source of this 1889-nucleotide messenger RNA. NCBI's taxonomy places the organism in Eukaryota, Viridiplantae, Streptophyta, Magnoliopsida, Brassicales, Brassicaceae. The record is from RefSeq and is a predicted model, not a curated record.